Molecule: messenger RNA, 1242 nt
Organism: Gadus macrocephalus (Pacific cod)
Lineage: Eukaryota; Metazoa; Chordata; Actinopteri; Gadiformes; Gadidae
Product: catalase-like
Exons: 6
Coding region: 238-693 (151 amino acids)
Biological process (GO): hydrogen peroxide catabolic process; response to hydrogen peroxide
Cellular component (GO): mitochondrion; peroxisome; cytoplasm
Molecular function (GO): heme binding; catalase activity
Source: RefSeq, a predicted model, not a curated record
CACUUAAUUCUUUUGGGUUUUAUGAUGCGUGACGUGGACAUGGGUGGGUGUUUUUCUUCUCCAAACGGACAUGAUAAAAGCACACUGCUUCUUGCGCUGGCCUACUUUACUUCAUAAAGACGAGAUACUGUCAGCACGUCCAUCAGCCCCGCAACUACAAGAAAUGCAAUAUAACAGGGACCCAGACACUGUUGUGACCAUCGUCAACCCUGUGGAGCAUCCCAGAGACUAUGUGGUAUGGUCCAUCUGCAGCUUCUUCCACGCAAACCCCUUUUGCCUCGGACUGUUGGCGCUGAUCUUCUCAUUCAAGGCGGAGCUCCAAACUACUUCCCCAACAGCUUCAGUGCCCCUGACUGCCAGCCUUGCUUCCUGGAGUCAAAGUUCAAGGUGUCCCCAGACGUAACACGUUACAACAGCGCCAACGAUGACAAUUACACGCGGGCGGGGACCUUCUACAGCAAGGUUCUGAGUGAGGAGGAGCGACAGAGACUUUGUCAGAACCUGGCCGGAGCCCUGAAGGGAGCCCAGGUCUUCAUCCAGGAACGCAUGGUACUGCACCUGAUGGCUAUCCAUCCCGACUACGGAAAGCAGGUCCAGAGCCUGCUCACCAAGCACAAUGCCGAGGCUCAGAAGAACUCCAAUGUACACGUCUACACCCGUCCUACAGUCAUUAAUGCCUCCGCAAAAAUGUGAGGUCAUAUAUCUUGACCAGGUAGCAGGCCCAAGAUGGCUUCCGCAGUAACUGAUUUCCACCAGUUUAAAGAAAUAUAUCUUGUACUAAUAAUAAUGUAACCAAUCUGGGCUUAAUAACAAUGUCAAAGAAAAAAAUUGAAGAAUAUUUUGUAAUCAUUUUCUACUUGUAUGCCCUUAUUAUUGCCUGUUUGUUUUACAUUAUUUUGCUCUGUGCAAGGAAAAUCGGACAUUAAAGCAGUGCCUUUUACUAUAGCUCUACAAUUUGAAGAGCUGAUAAGGGGCUUUUGCUAGUCCGGGUGUGUUUUGUUUUGGUCUCAUGCAUUCCUUUGACUGCUGGCUAUUACUAUAGAUCACAAUGAAGGAGAACUAUGAGGCUCAAUCACAACACUAUUUUAUGAGAAAGUGGGGUGAGCCAAAAUAGCUGAUAAACGCUUUGAAAAUAUAUGAUUGCAAACAAACAUAAUUGAGACAAUUCUCAUAUUCUUCUCUCUAAUGGUUGGUAUAACUUGUACUGUGGAUGGAAAGUUACAAUAAAACGUUUGAACGGAA